Homo sapiens (human) is the source of this 4728-nucleotide messenger RNA. It is a transcript of the gene ZNF544, whose product is annotated as zinc finger protein 544. The coding region runs from base 449 to 1000 and encodes 183 amino acids. The transcript has 8 exons. Gene Ontology annotation, cellular component: nucleus. The record is from RefSeq and is marked validated. Lineage: Eukaryota; Metazoa; Chordata; Mammalia; Primates; Hominidae. Gene Ontology annotation, biological process: regulation of DNA-templated transcription.
ACCGGAAGCACCGCCAUUGGCCGGUGCGUGCAGGUGGCAGCCAAGAGCCUCCUGGCACAGCGGCACCAGGCAGGUGACGCCUAUUGGACCCCAGAGGUCAUCCCAGCUCCAGACGUGGACACAUUUUCUUCCAAUGAUGUCUACGGAUGAGGAAACUGAGGCCUGGAGAGGUUAAAGAGACCCGUUCAGAGUCCUACAGUGGCAGGACUUGAGUGCUUGAUUUGCCUGAAGAAUGUUAUGUGUCUGUUCAGAAGAGAGAUUAGGACCUGCGAAGCUCAUGCCUAGAGGGGAGAGUAUUCCUGCAGAAUUCAGCGUAGGAAAGGAGGCCUCAGGCACCAGAAGUGUUUGAGAGCAGGAGAGUUCUCAGAAGAGAUUGCCUGGGAAAUGAGAGCAUCGCUGGGGUGAAGUCCCAGCAGCUGCGAGUGUUGAGGCUGCUGUGAGGUGGCCCAUGCUUAGGCUCUGUGUUCCUGGCCAGAGUGAGUCCCCAGCACCGCAACAUCUGCAGGAGAUGAUGCUGGUGGAAGAGGUUUCCCAAGCCUUUGAAGGGAAAGACUGGUCUUCUGAGGACCUCUGCCCUCUACACAGCGGCCUCUUCAGGUGCAGGGAGGAAAUGGAAGCACGUUCUAUGCUGGUUCCACCCCAGGCAUCUGUGUGCUUCGAGGAUGUGGCUAUGGCAUUCACACAGGAGGAGUGGGAACAGCUGGACCUGGCCCAGAGGACACUGUACCGAGAGGUGACACUGGAGACCUGGGAGCAUAUUGUCUCCCUGGGGCUUUUCCUUUCCAAAUCUGAUGUGAUCUCUCAGCUGGAGCAAGAAGAGGACCUGUGCAGGGCAGAGCAGGAGGCCCCCCGAGACGGAGUUUCGCUCUUGUUGCCCAGACUGGAGUGCAAUGGCACAAUCUCGGCUCACCACAACCUCCACCUCCCAGGUUCAAGUGAUUCUCCUGCCUCAGCCUCCCAAGUAGCUGGGAUUACAGGCAUGUCCACCAUGCCCGGCUAAUUUUUUGUAUUUUUAGUGGAGACAGAGUUUCACCGUGUUAGCCAGGAUGGUCUUGAUCUCCUGACCUCAUGAUCCGCCCGCCUCAGCCUCCCAAAGUGCUGAGAUUACAGGUGUGAGCCAUCACGCCUGGCCCUAAUUUUGUAUUUUUAUUAGAGGUGGGGUUUCUCCAUGUUGGUCAGGCUGGUCUCGAACUCCCGACCUCAGGUGAUCCACCUGCCUCAGCCUCCCAAAGUGCCGGGAUUACAGGUAUGAGCCACUGCACCUGGCCAUUAAUUUUUGUAUUUUUAAUGGAGAUAGGGUUUCAUCAUGUUGCCCAGGCUAAUAGACUUUAUUUUUUAGAGCAGUUUUAGGUUUAUAGGUAAGUUGACGAGAAAGUGCAGAGUUCCCACCCAUGUCUGCUGUCCUACAGACACAUGCAGUGUCUCCUGCUGUUAACAACUUGGAUUUGUAUUGUACAUCUGUUACAAUCGGCAAACCUAUCUUGAGGCAUCCUUUUUUUUUUUCCCAGACAGAGUCUCACUCUGUCACCAGGCUGGCGUACAGUGGUGUGAUCUCAGCUCACUGCAACCUCCGCCCCCCAGGUUCAAGUGAUUUUCCUGCCUCAACCUCCCAACUAACUGGGACUACAGGCACGCACCACCACGCCCAGCUAAUUUUUGUAUUUUUAGUAGAGUCAGAGUUUCACCAUGUUGGCCAGGAUGGUCUCGAUCUCCUGACCUCAUGAUGCGCCCCCCUCAGCCUCCCAAAGUGCUGGGAUUACAGGCGUGAGCCACUACCCCUUGCCCUUGAGGCAUCAUUAUCACCCAAAGUCCAUAGUUUAUGAUAGGGUUCAUGCUUUUUUUUUUCUUUUUUUUUUUUUUUUUUUGAGACAGUGAUGCAGUCAUAGCUUAAGCCUUCUGGGCUUAAGUGAUCCUCCCACCUCUCUGCACCCCAGCCUCAGGUGCCACAGCAUGCACCACCAUGCCUGGCUAAUGUAAAAAUUUUUUGUAGAGAUGGAGUGUCACUGUGUUGCCCAGGCUUGUCUUGAACUCCUGGGCUCAAGUGAUCCUCCCACCUCAGCCUCCCAAAGUGCUGGGAUUACAUGUAUGAGCCACUGCACCUGGCCAGGCUUCACUCCUGAUGUUGUAUAUUCUGUGCAUUUGGACAAAUGUACAAUGUCAUGUAUCCACCAUUAUAGUAUCAGACAGAGUAGUUCCACUACCCUAAAUAUUCUCUGUGCUCUACCCAUUCAUCCCUCCCUCAUCCCCAGCCCCUGGUGUUACUGGUGGAGGAUGUGCAGGUUCUUGGCAUUUUGAACAAAGAAUUGGACAAAAUGCAUAAAACAAUGAAAGAAUGAAGCAAAAAAAGCAUAGAUUUAUCAAAAUGAAAGUACACUCCACACAAUGGGAGUGGUCUGGAGCAAGCAGCUCAAGAGCACUGGUUACAGAAUUUUCUGGGGUUUAAAUCCCGAGAGGUUUCCCAUUGGUUACUUGGUUUAUAUCCUCUGUAAAUGAAGUAGUGGCCCAUAACUAGUCUGAUUGGUUGGGGAAGGUGACCAACAGAGGCUGAAGUGAAGUUACAAAGUUACACCUCUAUGCAGAUGAAAACUAGGCCAGUGACCAGUCUCAUUGGUUGCAGGAAGAGGUACUUUCCAUUUUUCAUCUGCGACACAGAAGGCGGGGGUUGCCUCUGAUCCUUUUGUUAUUUGGGGCAUGGAAAGUUUGGGUUUUCCUUUUGAUUCAGUUCCAGGAAGUCAGCAUUAAUCACCCUUAGGUUUCUUGCCUCCAUACCCUGUUCUCAUACCUCAUUUCCCCCCGAAAGACAUGAUCCUCAUAAAUCUUUAUGGGAGGUAAAGGGAUUGAUAGUCUUUCUUCUGUAACUGCUUUAUGCUGACCUGAGGCACAGUCCCUACGUACUGGGGAAUCACAGGACUCUCUCCCCGCCCUGUCUAGUGGAGACAGGAUAGCUUCUUGAUGGCCAGGGGUGGUGUCUCCACCUGGAACUGGCUGGAAACAUUGUCACAUGAUCAUCUGAAGCUUGAUGGUCUCUAGGUGACAGGAAAUGAAUUUGGUUAAGAGUUUAACAAACAUGGUCCAAAAACCAAGGCAAGUAUAGUCAUUACUAAUGGGCUGGCCAGAGGAAGGAGCCAUGAACCCCAACUUAGCAUUUUUGACCAGGAGCCCCAUGACUCAGAUAGCUGUUGUUGUAUUUUAGAGGCCCAGUUGGGUAGUUUUUGGGUGGCAUUUGUUACUAAUCCUCAUUGUUCGGCAUAAAAACAGCAUUCUUCCUCUAGAAAAAGACCUAAGCCCCCCUUUACAGCAGUUAGGAGAUCUCAUCCCCUUCUGUUUUGCCAAGCAACUGCUGCUGAGGCAUCUAUUUGAUUUCGUAUGGUGAUGAUACUUUGGCCAAUGUCUCUAUUUUUUCUUUUUUACUUUGGGCAAUGUCAUUCAAGCUUUCCAUAAAAUCCUUGGAAAAGCAUUGGUAAUAGGAUAGGGAUGUUACAACCCGGCUGACUCCCAUUCCCAGUCCCGCGGUUAUUUGUAGUCCUACCAAAAGGGAUGUGAGUUGGAUGGUUCAUUUGUGUCUGGCAAUUGCAGUUAAAGGUAUAAUGAGGGAUUGGUUCUUGGGAGCUAUAUUAAUUUCACAGGCUAAAUAAACAAGUGUAAAGGUUCUAGUCCAAUUGGCUGGUAAACAUAAGUAAGAACUAGUUCCACACAGGUAAAAGGCUCCUAGUUUUUCAAGACAAGAAUUUUCUAUGGUAAACAUGUGGGUUAGCUUGUUGUUUUCACUUUCCCAAGUGGUUAAGGUCCCUAUGAAGGUGGCCCCAGUUAAAGGCUGGAAAGGACCUUGGGAAAUAUUCUGAGUUGCCCCAGCAGUUCUGUUUUCCCAUUGGAGGUAAUUAGGCUUAGUGUCUACCAACAAGCAUCCAGAGGUGUUUCGUACUGGGGAACCAAAAGAUAACUAGAUGUCUGAGGAUUAGUGCAGUCUUCCCAAGGGAAAAUAUGAUCAUAGCUAGUGGGCUUACCUUGGCAGUACUUAGACUGUGUAUCCUUUGAAGUGUCCUUAUCUAGGGAUGGUUUCCAUGAAAACCAUACAGGUUUUCUAAAUGACACAGUCUGGGUAACUGCCUAGCUUAUGUAAUCAUGUGAGGGGUUAAUAAUCUCUAGGGUGUAGUUACACUGAUGACUUUUCAAGGUUCCCAGGGCCUGACCAAAAUUUUGGCUUCUCUUAAUACAAAGUGGCACCUGGAAUUUUAGCUCUGUGUACAUUGAUAUUGGGCCCCAAAUGGGUUUCUGUGGGAUGCAACCCCAGAAAGGGUACUCUGAUAGUACUGGAGAAGGUUUACUGCUUGUCCUGUCAUCGUAGUUCAUGUUUUUUUCCCCAAGGCCAAAGAUUGGGCUGGGAUUGGGGUGGUAGUGUAUUUGAAUGAUGCUGGAGAUAACCAAAGCCAACAGUCUUUGCCAGAGCUGGGCUGGUGGUAUUUAACUGUCUUUGAGUUAAAUGUAAAGUUUUUAAUAAAUACCCAGAAUCCAUUAACUGCUGGAGGGGUAAAGUGAAGCUCUGUUGUAAAAUAAAGCUGAUUCCCAUUAUGCGUGGUCCUGUAUACACAGGCUGUGGGUGACCAUUAUGGAACCAAAAAAUACUUAUUUGUUAUUUUGUGCUAUAGAAUAGGAACUUCAGGGGUGGAUACCUAUGCUGUCAGGAAUGCUUGUUAUAAGAAUUAAUUAAAACACUUUGCUUAAUUAUUA